CGAAAUGCUUUCACUGACUAUAGCCGCCUGUUGUGUAACCGUUGCACUUGCUGGGACAUUCAGUAAUCCGACCUGUGCUCCUGGUCGCAACACAAUCGUGCAUCUCUUUGAAUGGAAAUGGACAGACAUAGCAAAGGAAUGUGAGAGAUUCCUCGGACCGAAUGGCUUUUGUGGCGUCCAGAUAUCGCCACCUAAUGAAAACCGUCUUGUCAAUAACAGACCAUGGUGGGAAAGGUAUCAGCCAGUCAGCUACAAACUGCAAACACGGAGUGGCAGCGAGGAUCAACUAAGGGACAUGAUUUCCAGAUGUAACAGGGUCAACGUCAGAAUAUACUCGGAUACCGUUAUAAACCACAUGACAGGAGUCGGUGGAUCAGGGACGGGGACAGCGGGAUCACAUUGGAAUGGAGACACGUUGUCAUAUCCCGGCGUUCCGUUCUCUGCCUGGGAUUUCAAUACCGGAAAUGAGUGUCACAGCUCCGAUAUGAACAUCCACGACUAUAACAAUGCCGAAGAAGUUCGCAACUGUCGCCUCGUCAGUCUCGCUGAUUUAAAGCUCAGCAAGAACUAUGUCCGAGAGGAAAUUAUUCAGUAUAUGAACCAUCUGAUCGACUUGGGCGUGGCUGGAUUCCGAAUAGACGCCGCAAAACAUAUGUGGCCUGGAGAUCUAAGAGCGAUAUUUGGCACACUGCAUGAUCUAAACUCUGCGGUAUUUGGUUCGGGAAGGAAACCAUUUAUCUUCCAGGAAGUGAUUGAUAUGGGAGGUGCACCAAUUAGUGCGUCGGAAUACACAGGGAUCGGCCGAGUCACUAACUUCAUCUUUGGUGUUAAACUAGGACAAGUCUUCCGGAAUGAAAACAAGGCCAGUAACCUUCACAACUGGGGCGAGGCUUGGGGCAUGCCAAACUCGAAUGACGUCGUGGUGUUUAUUGAUAACCAUGACAACCAGCGAGGACAUGGAGGAGGAGGUGGUCCUUUGACCCACUUCGAACCACGCCCCUACAAACUCGCCACAGCCUUCAUGUUGGCACAUCCAUACGGCUUUACCCGCUUAAUGAGUAGCUACAACUUCGACAGGUCAAAUACUGACCAGGGUCCACCUCAUAAUGGCGACAACAUCAACGAUGUCACUAUAAACGCUGACCUCACGUGCGGUAACGGAUGGACGUGUGAACAUCGGUGGAGAGAAAUCUACAAUAUGGUAGCGUUCAGGAACAUAGUAAUGGGACAGAAUCUACAGCACUGGUGGGACAAUGGUAACUACCAGAUCGCCUUUGGUAGGGGAAACAAAGGAUUCAUCGCUAUGAACAUGGACAACCACAACCUCGACCAAACACUGCAGACUGGCCUUCCCGCGGGAACUUAUUGUGACGUCAUUUCCGGUAGUUACGAUGGUUCUAGUUGUUCUGGAACCGAGAUCCAGGUCGGAAAUGAUGGAAAUGCACAUUUCAGCAUCAGCAACAGUAGCGAUGACCCUAUGAUCGCUAUUCACGUUGGCGCGAAAAAAGGUCAGCCGAAGGUUACGACGUGACGUUACCCCAAUUAUUAGCCUUACCAUCGACAUAGGGCCCGUAACCACCGUCGCCAUCUUUGUUUUAUCAUUGUUCUGCUCAUACGAAAUUAAAUUGUUAUUAGAGAUAAUAUAUUUGUGAUAUGAA
Pecten maximus is the source of this 1658-nucleotide messenger RNA. Its product is annotated as alpha-amylase. Bases 5 to 1531 code for a protein of 508 amino acids. The record is from RefSeq and is a predicted model, not a curated record. NCBI's taxonomy places the organism in Eukaryota, Metazoa, Mollusca, Bivalvia, Pectinida, Pectinidae. Gene Ontology annotation, molecular function: cation binding; alpha-amylase activity. The transcript is spliced from 8 exons. Gene Ontology annotation, biological process: carbohydrate metabolic process.